AUGGAAAAAUUUGACAAAAACAAUGAUAUUUUAAUACCAGUUAAUGAAAAUAUUAAAAAUAAAGAGGAGACAGGGGGUCUUCAACCAACAAUAACACUUUUUGGUGGUGUUAUGGUAAUAGUUGGUUGUAUUAUAGGUUCAGGAAUAUUUAUUUCACCAAAAGGUGUUCAUGAAAAUGUUGAUUCAAUUGGUUUAUCAUUAAUUAUUUGGAUUUUAUGUGGUAUUUUUACAGGAAUUGGUGCAUAUUGUUAUGCUGAACUAGGAACAUUUAUUCAACAAUCAGGAGGAGAUUAUGCAUAUGUUUUAGUUGCCUAUGGUCCAAUGUUAGGUUUCAUGAGAAUGUGGAUUGAAAGUGUUAUUGUUAGACCAUGUACAAUAACAGCUGUUGCCAUAACAUUUUCAACAUAUAUUAUAUAUCCAUUUUCAUCAUAUCAAAAUACUAUACCAUUUAUGCCACAUAUAAUAGCAUGUUGUGGUAUAUUAUUAUUAACAUAUUGUAAUUGUUGGAGUAUUAAAAUAACAACAUUAAUACAAAAUAUUUUUACAAUUGCAAAAUUAUUUGCAUUAAUAACAAUAAUUUUAACAGGAAUAUAUCUUCUUUUUUUCAAUAAUAAAUCACAAAUACAUUUAGAUAAUUUAUUUUACAUACCAACGGUAUCUUAUGGUAAAUUAGCUAUGGCUUUUUAUUCAGGAUUAUGGGCAUUUAAUGGUUGGAAUUUUUUAAAUGUUAUUACUGAAGAGUUAAUUGAUCCAUCAAAAAAUUUACCAAAAGCAAUUGGUAUAAGUAUAACAUUAUGUAUGAGUAUUGAAGAAUUUAUAACAUCAUAUGCAAUUGCAAUUACAUUUGCUAAUAAGUAUUAUGGAAUAUUAUCUGUAUUAAUGCCUAUACUUGUUGCUUUUUCAUGCUUUGGUACUGUUAAUGGGAUUAUGUUAACAUCGUCGAGAUUAUUUUUUGUUGCUUCAAGAAACGGACAUAUGCCAAAGAUAUUUUCAUAUAUUAAUAGAGAAAAUAAUACACCUAUCCCUGCAGUUUGUUUUACAUCAAUUCUUUCAAUAUUUUAUUUAUUUUUAUCAAGUAAUAUCUAUACAUUGAUCAAUUAUGUUCAAAUUGUAAAUUGGAUAGCUAUAACUAUUGCUACAAGUGCUUUACUAUGGUUAAGAGUAAAAAAACCACCUAAAAUAUAUAAAAGACCAUUAAAAGUUAAUAUAAUUUUUCCUAUCAUAUUUCUUAUUGGGUGUUCAUUUUUAAUUAUAUUCCCUAUCAUUCAAGCACCAAAAGAUACACUUAUAGGCAUUGGAUUGCUUUUAACAGGUUUACCUAUAUAUUAUGUUUUCGUUAAAUAUAAUUUAAACAUUCAAUUAUUUGAUAAAUUGGUGAAUAAAAUAGCAGAAUUAUGUAUUAUUCAUUUUAAUGUGACACCAAUAGAAAAGAUAUCAUUCAUUCAAUAUUAUAAUCGAAUGAAUUAUUUUUACUAG
Messenger RNA from Strongyloides ratti, 1476 nucleotides. RefSeq names its product Large neutral amino acids transporter small subunit 1. The record is from RefSeq and is a predicted model, not a curated record. Gene Ontology annotation, cellular component: membrane. Gene Ontology annotation, molecular function: L-amino acid transmembrane transporter activity. The coding region runs from base 1 to 1476 and encodes 491 amino acids. NCBI's taxonomy places the organism in Eukaryota, Metazoa, Nematoda, Chromadorea, Rhabditida, Strongyloididae. The transcript has 3 exons. Gene Ontology annotation, biological process: amino acid transmembrane transport.